AUGCCAGUAACCUCAGAACUUGAAUGCCUCUAUACUUUAAAGAAACAAUCUCAAUUAUGGAUUUAUUUUACUCUCGAAUCAAUAUUAAAUAACCCUCCAGUCAUUGACAUUAAUAGUUUUUUUGAUAUAACUGCUGUAUAUGGAACAGGGGGAGACAUUUAUAUACCUUAUAGAUUUCACAAAAAUGCUCAGAACAAAAAUAAGUAUAAUAAAAAAAACUACUUUGCAAACAAAACAAAGGAAGUUGCAUGGUUAGUCAGCCAAUGCGAUACUCCUGAAAGAAAUGAAUUGGCAAGUAAGCUUAUGUCUUAUGGUGUCCGGAUCGACAUUCUUGGUAAAUGUUCUUACCUUUUCAAAACGUUAAAACCUUGGUCUUUUUCUGUUUCUUCUGUUUGGUCUGCUUGCCAUGGUACAUCCUGCAAUCUUGAUUUAAAAAGUUAUAAGUUUUUUUAUGCUGCAGAAAACUCAUUAUGUGAUGGUUACAUUAGUGAAAAGUAUUGGGAACAUCCCUUUAACCAUGAUAUGAUUCCCAUUGUGUUAGGUGGAUCUAACUACUCCGACCCAAAAUUAGCUAUUCCAGGAUCUUUUAUUGACGCAAUGAGCUUUUCUUCUCCUAGAGCACUUGCAAAACACAUUUUAGCUGUUAGUAAAAAUGCAAAAAAGUACAACUCAUAUUUUAAAUGGAAAAAACUUUGGAUACUUGAUUCAGAUAACAUUUUUUGUUCAUUUUGCAGAACUCUUUUAAAUGGAUUUAAACUUCGAAAGAAUACUCUUUCUUUAACGAUGAAAAUGGAAAAGUGCUCUAAACCAAAACUAAAUUAUAAUAUUAAUUCAGUUCUAAUACCUGGGUAA
Molecule: messenger RNA, 852 nt
Organism: Hydra vulgaris (swiftwater hydra)
Lineage: Eukaryota; Metazoa; Cnidaria; Hydrozoa; Anthoathecata; Hydridae
Product: 3-galactosyl-N-acetylglucosaminide 4-alpha-L-fucosyltransferase FUT3-like
Cellular component (GO): membrane
Molecular function (GO): alpha-(1->3)-fucosyltransferase activity
Source: RefSeq, a predicted model, not a curated record